Messenger RNA from Gossypium raimondii (Peruvian cotton), 1963 nucleotides. Its product is annotated as heparanase-like protein 3. Bases 173 to 1813 code for a protein of 546 amino acids. The transcript is spliced from 9 exons. The record is from RefSeq and is a predicted model, not a curated record. Gene Ontology annotation, cellular component: plant-type cell wall; membrane. Gene Ontology annotation, molecular function: beta-glucuronidase activity. Lineage: Eukaryota; Viridiplantae; Streptophyta; Magnoliopsida; Malvales; Malvaceae.
CUUUUAUUUUCACUUUUUGGGCAGAGUUUUAAUUACUGUCCCCCUUUUUAUUAAAGAAAAAAAGUUAAAUCUUUUACUUUUGCCUCCUAUGGGAACUUAAUAUAUCUUCAGCUCCAUUUCCAGAACAUUGAAGAUCUAAACAUUUUUGCUUCUUCCUGAGUUGAAUCCAAAGAUGGGUUUUUGUUUCUGGGUUUGUUUUAUUAGUUUGUUAAACUUCUACAGCUUGAGUUUUGUAAGUUCACAAGCUGAUGCAAGUGCUGAAGGGACUGUUUUCAUUGAUGGAAAAGCUCCGAUUGGUAGAAUAGAUGAUGAUUUCAUUUGUGCUACUUUGGAUUGGUGGCCUCCUGAGAAAUGUGAUUAUGGGACAUGCAGUUGGGGCCUUGCUGGGCUUCUCAAUCUGGAUCUUAAUAAAAACUUAUUCUUGAAUGCCGUUAAAGCUUUUUCACCAUUGAAGAUUAGGUUGGGCGGCACAUUACAAGACAAAGUCAUAUAUGACUCUGAUGACAAUCAACUACCCUGCACUUCAUUUGUCAAAAACACUUCUGAGAUGUUUGGUUUUACACAAGGAUGUUUGCCAAUGAAUAGAUGGGAUGACCUUAAUUCCUUCUUUCAAAAAGCAGGAGCUAAGGUUAUUUUUGGAUUAAAUGCACUUGCUGGUCGAACUAUAGCCUCUGAUGGUUCAGCCGUAGGUGCUUGGAACUACACCAAUGCCGAAUCUUUUAUGCAAUACACUGUUGACAAGAACUAUACCAUUCACGGUUGGGAGUUAGGAAAUGAAUUGUGCGGAAGCGGGGUUGGAACUCGGGUCUCUGCAGACCAGUAUGCGGCUGACACAGCAGCUCUGCAAAGUAUAGUGCAGAAGAUAUACCAGAAUGUUGAUUUGAAGCCGUUAAUUAUCACACCGGGAGGGUUCUAUGACUCGGAUUGGUUCACGGAAUACAUUGAUAAGACAAACAAGUCCCUCGAUGUUGUCACUCACCACAUAUACAACCUUGGACCAGGAGUUGAUGACCAUCUUGUUGAAAAGAUUCUCGAUCCAUCCAUUCUUGAGGGCGUGUCCGGAACAUUCAGUGGCCUUCAUAACAUCAUCAAGAAUUCUACAACUUCAGCAGCUGCCUGGGUGGGUGAGGCUGGAGGAGCUUACAACAGUGGCCAUAAUCUUGUCACAAAUGCAUUUGUGUUCAGUUUCUGGUAUUUAGAUCAACUCGGCAUGGCAUCCAAGUAUGAUACGAAAACGUAUUGCAGACAGUCACUGGUUGGUGGAAAUUAUGGUUUACUAAACACCACCAACUUUGAACCAAAUCCAGACUACUACAGUGCACUUCUUUGGCACCGGCUAAUGGGAAGAAAUGUUCUUUCGACAAGCUUCACCGGGACAGACAAGAUCCGCUCCUACACUCACUGUGCAAAACAAUCAAAAGGCAUCACACUACUUUUGAUCAACCUCAACAAUAGCACUACCGUCCAGGCAAAACUCGCAUUCAAUAGUACAAUGAGCUUGCGACACAAGCACCGGUCUCGGAUUUCACACAAUAAGCAUAGAAUUCAUAAAACGACAAUUAUCAAGCUGCCUCAAGGCAUUGAUGGUAAAAUAAGAAGAGAGGAAUACCAUCUAACAGCAAAAGAUGGGAAUUUACAGAGUCAAAGCAUGCUACUUAAUGGAAACAUUUUAAGUGUAAGUUCAUCUGGGAUCAUACCUCAUCUGGAGCCUUUACAUGUAAAAUCAGCAAAGCCAAUAAUGGUUGCUCCUUUAUCCAUUGUGUUCACUCACAUGCCUGAUGUUACUGUCCCUGCUUGCAAGGUACAGCCCUAGAGCUACAAGGAACUAAAAAUGGUUCCUUUUAGUGAUUGAUCAAAUAAGAAAUAGAAUAUAUUACAAACAUUUCAUUCUUUUUUUUCCCCAUAGUGAAGAAUAUAAUGUAACACACCUUUUUUGGAUAUGAAUAUGUGAAAUUUUAGAAAA